AUGGUGGAGGUGCUACCCGGAAGUGAGGAAGAAUGGAGGGAGUGGUGCUGGGAAGAAAGAGAGAAGAGAAAGGAUGAGAAGGAGAUGAGGGAAGGGGUAAAGGAAAAGGAAGAAGGAGUGGGGAACAAAACGUGGCAGACAGGGGAAAGAAUUAGGAGAUGGGUGGAGGAAGAGAUGGCAAGAAGAAGAGUAGGGUUAGCGGGGCCGAGGAAGAAGGUGGAUUCAGGUGAUAAAGGUGAGCGGAGGGAGGUGGAGGAAGUUGAGAAGGAAGGGUGGAGGGUAGUAGGUAGGAAGGGUGGAGUAGGAGAGGGGGAGAAGAAAGCCAGUCAAGUAGGAGAAAAAAGGGGAUUGGGGGGGAGUGAGGAGAAGAUGUCUAUUGGGCGGGAAGAAGAAAGGGAAGUGGAUAGAAGGGAGGAGGACGAGACGGAGAAGACAAGGAGAUUGAGGGAGAAAGUGAAGAGGAUGGAGGAGGAGAGGGAGCAAAAGGAGAAAAGAAGGAGAAAUGUGAUUUGGAGGGGGCUGGAUGGGAGGGACUCGGGAGAAAGGAGGUGUUUUAUGGAAUGGGCGACGGAGAAUGUAAUGGGAAGGAUGCCGAGGAUAAGACGGGUAUGGGAAAGGAGAGGGGAAGGAGGGAAGGAGGUGGUGUUGGUGGAGAUGGAGGAUGAAAAGGAGAGGGCUGAGUUACUUGAGAAGUAUUGGGAAUUUAGGCAGAGGUGGGGGAUAGGUGUUGAUGAAGACCUCACUAUGGAGGAGAGAAGGAUGAAGUGGAGAAUUAUGGAGAAGGCGAGGGUAGAAAAGGAAAAAGGCAGGGGGGUUAGGACAGACAAUAGAAGAAUUUGGGUUGAGGGAAAGGAGAUUUUCUGGAAUGAAGAAAAAGAGAAAUGGGAAGAGAGAUAG
Molecule: messenger RNA, 897 nt
Organism: Temnothorax curvispinosus
Lineage: Eukaryota; Metazoa; Arthropoda; Insecta; Hymenoptera; Formicidae
Product: golgin subfamily A member 6-like protein 22
Exons: 1
Coding region: 1-897 (298 amino acids)
Source: RefSeq, a predicted model, not a curated record